Molecule: messenger RNA, 972 nt
Organism: Triticum dicoccoides
Lineage: Eukaryota; Viridiplantae; Streptophyta; Magnoliopsida; Poales; Poaceae
Exons: 2
Coding region: 161-799 (212 amino acids)
Biological process (GO): proton motive force-driven ATP synthesis
Molecular function (GO): proton transmembrane transporter activity
Source: RefSeq, a predicted model, not a curated record
UCUCUUGGUCCCCGUCCCCGUCCUUCAAACCCCCUCACCAAGAAAGCGGAGGUGAACCGACCAACGAAACCGUCAUCAAAUUGGUCGCCAACAAGUUUGUGCUUCCUGAUCUACCUCUAAUCUUCUGCUCCGCAUUGCGCCUGUGACCGGCGGCAGAUCCAUGGCGGCGCUGGCGUCGAGGAUGGCGCAGCUGCAGUCCAGGGCGGCGUUGGCGACGAGGCUCGCGGCCAAGCACGGGGGCGCGCUGCAGUCCGAGGCGGCAAGCUUCGCGGCCAAGCACAGGGCCACGCUGCAGUCCAAGGCGUCCGAGGCGGCGAGCAUCGCGGCCAAGCACGGGGCCACGCUGCAGUCCAAGGCGUCCGAGGCGGCGAGCUUCGCGGCCAAGCAAGGGAGCGCGCUGCAGUCCAAGGCGUCCGAGGCGGCGAGCUUCGCGGCCAAGCAAGGGAGCGCGAUGCAGUCCAAGGCGGCCGAGGCGGCGAGCUCCGCGGCCAGGCAAGGGCGCGAGUACCACAAGACGCUCAUGGAGAGGAACAAGCAGUACGUCAUCGAUCCGCCCACCGUCGAAAAGUGCCAGGAGCUCUCCAAGCAGCUUUUCUACACCCGCCUCGCCAGCAUUCCUGGCCGUUACGAGGCAUUCUGGAAAGAGGUUGAUGGUGUAAAGCUGUUGCUGAAAAACAGAAAGGACCUGAAUGUUGAGCACGCCGGGGUUGCCGCAUUGUUUGGCAUUGAGUUGUAUGCGUGGCUUUGUGCCGGUGAGUUUAUUGGUAGAGGAUAUACCCUCACAGGUUACCAUGUCUGAUCGCCGGCGUCUAGCAUGAGCGCACACUAUUAGUCUACAUACAUUUGCCGUCUAGCUAUGAGCGUACAUUGUUAGUCCACAUUUGCCAUCGGAUACUGUGUUCGUCGAAAGUUUGUGCUUUUCUAGUUUGUUCUUGUCUCUGCUGACUUGGGAGUAAAAUGUGUUGUCCAUUA